Messenger RNA from Penicillium argentinense, 1173 nucleotides. RefSeq lists its product as uncharacterized. The record is from RefSeq and is a predicted model, not a curated record. Lineage: Eukaryota; Fungi; Ascomycota; Eurotiomycetes; Eurotiales; Aspergillaceae. Gene Ontology annotation, cellular component: endomembrane system. The transcript has 3 exons. Bases 1 to 1173 code for a protein of 390 amino acids.
AUGAAGCCUGUCGCUUUUUCCUUCUUGUUGUUUGUCUUCGUGGGUCUGGUCGCCGCCUGGUCCAAAGAAGACUACGAGAUCUUCUCCCUGCGUGACGAUGUGGCUGCUACAGAAGGCGCCAAUGUGACUUUCUAUGACUUCCUCGAGAUCCGCCCAAAUGCCAAUCAGGAGCAAAUUGUCAAAGCCCAUCGCAAGAAGUCGAGAACCCUACACCCGGACAAGGUCAAGCGCGCCUUCAUCGCCAAUUACUCCACGGACAAGAGCAAAUCCAAGUCUUCUCAGCCGGGCGUCCACGUCUCCAAGGGUCCUUCCAAGCGUGAGAUCGAUGCUGCCGUCAAUGCCGCCAAUGCUCGCUCCGCGCGUCUCAAUCUCGUCGCCAAUGUCCUCAAGGGUCCCGGCCGUGAACGCUACGAUCAUUUUUUGAAGCAUGGUUUCCCCCUGUGGAAGGGCACUGGCUACUACUACUCACGAUUCCGCCCUGGUCUGGGUUCCGUGCUGAUGGGUCUGUUCAUCGUCUUCGGUGGUGCUGCGCACUACGGUGCUCUCAUCCUUGGAUGGAAGCGUCAGCGUGAGUUUGUCGGCCGCUACAUUCGCCAGGCUCGUCGUGCUGCAUGGGGUGAUGAGUUGGGUGUACGUGGCAUUCCCGGUCUGGACUCAAAUGGUGCUCCCGCACCUGCGCCUACCCCCGAGGCCAACGACCAAGGUGCUGUUGCUAUGAACCGUCGUCAGAAGCGCAUGAUGGAUAAGGAGAACCGCAAGGAGAGCCGGAAGGGUGCUUCUCGGUCUGCGAGCCGGGCCUCGGGCACUUCGACCCCUACGGGUGAGCAGCCUGCCACCUCUACCGGCGAGCGUAAGCGCGUCGUUGCUGAGAAUGGCAAGGUCCUGAUUGUCGAUUCCAUUGGCAAUGUCUUCUUGGAAGAAGAGAGUGAGGAGGGUGAGCGUCAGGAAUUCUUGCUCGAUAUCGACGAGAUCCAACGACCCGCCAUUACCGAUACCGCUCUGUUCAAAUUUCCGGUUUGGUGCUUCCAGAAGACUGUUGGUCGGAUUACCGGCUCGUCUGAGAUUCCUGAGGAGGAAGAGGUCGUGGAGCCUGUUGAUGAGGUUGCUGAAACCACUGCCACGUCAAACCCGGCUCCGAGCAGGAAGCGUGGAAAGCGCUCUCAGAGAUCAUAG